AUGCCGAGAAAACGACGUGUUCUAUCAUUUCCUCAGAAGCUACCACCGUGCGACGGGCCAAAGCUCAAUAUCUUUCCAUAUCAUAAAUCGGGCAUUCGAUGGCUUGAGAGACUUGAUGAAGAUGACGACGUGACCUCAAGCCAAGGUUAUGUGUUCCGGGCUCUCAUUCGAGGCCGCGAGUACGCAGUAAAAGUAUUCAAGUUCUUUGACCCGAUGAGUACCGAGUACUUCUGGGGGCCACUAUUAAGCGAAGACACAUCUCUUGACACUGCUGCCUACUAUACCGAUCCGUUUUACGCAGAAUGCCGAGCAUAUGGUCGCAUAUGCGAAGCUACGGACAGGAAGAUUCUCAAAUCAGAUGUGGCUGUUGCCAGCCAUGGAUUCUUCUUCCUGGAAUCAAAAGACCAGGAAGCUUUACAGAAUCGUAAUAUUGACCUCGGACUGGAAUCGGUCGACAUCAAUUAUCAAAGGUCCACGAUCGGAGGGCUGAGAGCCAGAGCUAUCGUUAAAGACGUUGCGUCUUCAAAAAGUGGUAUCACCUCGACGAACAUGAGAAAGAUUCUAGGCAAAGUCGUUUCAAUGAACAAAGCGGGGAUAUAUAAUAUGGACAUACGUAUCGACAACUUCCGCGAUGGACGACUGGUAGACUUUGGAUCUUCUUGGACAGAGCCUCAUGCUCUUCUGUGCUCUUUGAGCUAUGAAGCCGCUAUGGAAUCAAAGUUAGCGGACCGGGUUAUGUUUGGUCAGAUGCUUGAAGAUGAAGAGCUGAAGAACCGUGGGGAGGUCAAAGCGAUCCAUCAUAUGCAGCUGAGAUCACAAGUCCAACGACAUUGA
Fusarium redolens is the source of this 834-nucleotide messenger RNA. RefSeq names its product kinetochore Sim4 complex subunit FTA2-domain-containing protein. The record is from RefSeq and is a predicted model, not a curated record. Bases 1 to 834 code for a protein of 277 amino acids. NCBI's taxonomy places the organism in Eukaryota, Fungi, Ascomycota, Sordariomycetes, Hypocreales, Nectriaceae. The transcript is spliced from 2 exons.